Tetranychus urticae (two-spotted spider mite) is the source of this 4306-nucleotide messenger RNA. Its product is annotated as protein turtle homolog B. The record is from RefSeq and is a predicted model, not a curated record. Gene Ontology annotation, molecular function: protein binding. NCBI's taxonomy places the organism in Eukaryota, Metazoa, Arthropoda, Arachnida, Trombidiformes, Tetranychidae.
GACUCGAAAAGAAAAAGUUGAGUUUUAUAUGUUUGAGUUUUUUUGUUGCUUGUGAUCCAUGAAACAUCUUGUUUAGUAUAUUAACUGUGACAUUAUCAAUACCAAUAAUUGUAAUCGUGAUGAAUAGUGAAUGUAAAAUCAUUUUGUUGUGUCGUGUGUUUAAAUUGAAAACAAUGUGGAUAUUAAUUUUACCCUCAUAUUUAUUUUUGUGCUCAUUAAAUUAUAAUCUUGUGGAAUCACAAAAUUUAGAGAUUGAUUAUUCAGGUCAUAUUGAAGUUGAAGCAAUUGCAGGUAAAUCUGUUUCACUUCCGUGCAACAUUUCAAUAACUCAUGGAAAUAGUCGUGAAGUGGCUAUUAUUUUGUGGUACAAGGAUGAUACGGGAAUCCCUGUUUAUACUGUGGAUAUACGGAAUAAAAGUUCAUUAAGUAGUUCAAUUCAUUUACCAUCAAGUUCAUAUAAAUCACGAUCUUAUUUUGAAAUGAGUAAAAGUCCACCAACAUUGCGAUUAGACAAGAUUGAAUCAAAAGAUUCAGGUGAAUAUCGGUGUAGAGUGGAUUAUGAAAAAUAUCCAACACAAAAUUUUCUUGUAAAUCUAACAGUAAUAGUUCCUCCCGAUUCCAUUUCUAUCUUAAACACUGAUACAAUGGAGAAACUACAAGGUCUAGUUGGGCCCUUCAAUGAAAGUACAGAUCUUAACUUAAGUUGCGAAUCAUAUGGAGGUAUUCCUAGACCAACACUUACAUGGUGGAAAGAUGACAAGCCACUAAUUGCCUCGUACGAAAUGCUGUCCAACGAAUUGACCCGAAGUGAUCUUACACUGACCAACUUGAGUCGCUCUUUUCUCCUCUCAAAGAUCACUUGUAAAGCAAGUAAUGCACCGCUCAUUGAACCGCUAACAACUUCAAUCACAAUCAACUUAAACUUGAAACCUUCAACAAUAUCAAUUGAAUUUCCUUCCAAAACUAUAUCAGCUGGUAAACGAUCUGAACUAAUUUGCCGAGUUUCCGGUUCGAGGCCACCAGCUCGAUUAUAUUGGUGGCUUGACGGUCGCCGGUUAACAAGAUCAAGAGAUACAAUAUCAAAGGAUGGAAAUGAAACAAUGAGCCUUCUCUCCUUUACCGGAACUGCCAGUGACAAUGGAAAAGAGCUCGUCUGCCAAGCAGAGAACCCAUUGAUGAAGAAUAGCAGCCUUGAAGAAUCUGUUCGUUUAAACAUUCAUUAUACUCCUUUGGUUAACAUUGUUUUAGGUGCUAAAAUUGAUCGUGACUCUAUUCGUGAAGGAAGUGAUGUUUACUUUGAGUGUAUAAUUGAAGCCAAUCCAUGGAUUACCGAGGUUACAUGGAUUUUCAAUGGAUCACCUUUGAUGUCACAACCUUCUUCAGGAAUAAUCAUCUCUAAUCAAUCUCUUGUGCUACAAAAAGUGAAACGUCAAAACAGAGGAUAUUAUUCAUGUUCAGCUUUAAAUUCCGAAGGAAUAGGCUCAAGUGAUACUUUUUACCUUAAAGUGCUAUUUUCUCCUGUCUGUAAACCUUCCCAAGAAGUUAAGUUUGGAGUCGCUCGCAAUGAAAUGGUUAACAUUAGCUGUCAAGUCGAUGCUGAUCCAGAUGAUGUCAAGUUCAACUGGAUGUUGAACAACACACUUGAAACUGCAGAGAUUCGCUCAUUCAACUCCAAUGGAAGUACUUCAAUAGUCUCAUAUGUACCAAAGUAUAAAAAUAGUUACGGAGUUUUACUGUGCUGGGGAUCGAACAAGGUGGGAGUCCAAACCGAGCCUUGCUCAUUCAAUGUGAUACCAGCAAGUCCUCCUGAUGCUGUUUCCAACUGUACAAUACGAAACCAAACGCUGGAGUCUUUAAGUGUCUCUUGUUUACCAGGUGAUAGCGGAGGUUUAACGCAAAUAUUUUUUCUCGAAGUGUACAAUUCUGAUAUACAAAAGCUUCAUUGGAGUACAGCAAGUCAAGUGCCUUCUUUUCACGUCAACAACUUGCCUAGUUCAACUCGAUUCACUUUGAACAUUUAUGCCAACAAUAAAAAAGGUCGAAGUCCGUCUGUUUCUCUAACAACUUAUACUCUGACCUUACCUCAAAAAGAAGCCAAAAAACAAGAAACAAGCGAAUCAUCCUUUCAACCAAUCAUUGGUAUUCUUAUUGGAAUCAUUAUUACAAGUUUACUCAUCAUGUUUGGAAUAAUGAUUUGUAUUAAAAUUCGUUCUGAUCACAGUUUUAUUGGUAAAGAUGAUUCAGGUAAAUCUGUUUGCUCAACAAGCUGCAUGCUGGAUGAUAAUAAUAAACCGAGAAAAUCGUUUACUGAUUCAGAUAAAAUUGAGAAUCCAAUGGGUCAAUAUCAAGAAUUCAACAAACAGUCAUACGAUACGAUGGAUUCUGGUUACAAUAUCAUGAAGCCAAUCGCCAACAAAAUAUCUUACAAGGAUGCAACAUUGGAUAAAAUGAUUACAUCAACUGGAAUGGUUAAUAAUUCAAGUGAUGUUACUUAUGCUGAAUUAUCAUUAUUUUCAUGCGACUCUCAUUCGGGUACAAUUUCACGUCGCCGGUUAAACAAGUUUGAAGCCACCGAAUAUGCUUCAAUUGAAUAUUCAACUGCAACCCAAUCACAUUCCCAUCCAUUUGAUUCAACGGGUAAACAUUUAACUUACGAGUACGAUGUUAAGAUGGACAAUCGAUCAACAGUCAAUAACAACAAUAACUGCAGCAGCAAUAAUAACAAUAAUAAUAACCAUAAUAAUCAAAAUAAUCUAAAUAAUGUCAACAAUAAUAAUGUUAAUACAAGUUCAACAAUGGAUUCGGAAACAGGGGAAAUGAUGAUUGGAAUGCGAACAAGUACAACAAUGGUUAGAGACCAUUCAAUGGCUGAUGGUUGUUCUGAGACUGAAGUUUCAAUUGAAACUCCACUCAUUGAAAGUCUAAAACCUGGUUACAGAUCUCAUGAUAUAAUUAUUCGAAAGGUUUCAUCCAGCGAUUUACGGAUUGCAACUCCAGUCUGAUGUUAAAGAUACGUUAAUCAAGUAAAAUUAUCAUCUAUAACGUUUCCUGAUGAUCAGAUGGCUCAAAAAAGUAGUCAACAAACAAAAAUCAAAGCAAUCGUUGGAUAAAGAGUUGACUUAUAAUUGGAAACCCUGAAAAUGCCUUUAACUACAAUGACCAAUUGGAUGGAUGAAGUCUAGAUUAUGUUUCACCAUAAUCAAGUUCAUCAAAAUUUAAUCUAAAGAUGCUUUUCUUUCCUCUUUUUGUUCUCUUAUCCUGAACCAUGGAUAUUUAUUCAUCGUGUGGCCUUUAAUCAAAAGUAUUUCUUUUGUCGUCAUUUCCCAUUGUUUGGCAUCAUUAGUAUUAAUCAUAAGGAAUGGUUAAAACCAGGAUCACAACGCAAAACAAUUUCAAAUCUGUACGAACAUCGAUUACAACUCAACAAUCAUAUCAAACCUGAUUUUCAUUUCCAAAUAUGAUCUACUCGAGGCUUACAUUUCAACCUGGAAUUGACUGCCGAUUUGGAUCAACAUUUGUUUUUGUACAAUUUAACCUGAUUUCCAAUCUUUACCAGUGAAAGUAUUUUAAAACAAAUUUAUCAAAAAAAUUAACCAGGCUUAUAAGGUUUUUUAAUGUCUCUGUGCUUUCCCAUUUUAUCAAAAAAACAAAUGUUAAUCUCGCUGAGCUUACAACUUCGCAAUUUUAAUUUCUAUCCUCAGCAAAUUCAUUUGCUUAUCAUCUGUUUCCAGUCCAUUUGUAACUCUUUUUCAUUACAAUAAUCUCGAUUGAAGUAAAAUGAAUCACAUUGAAAUAUCAUCUGUAAAAAGCUCAAAAAUUUUGUACAAACAAAAACAAUUUUAUAUUUUCAUAUCAAUUAUUGUAAAAUAUUUUACUUUAAAAUAAAAACAAAUUUUCCGUUAAACCAGCAACAAUUGAAAAUCAUUUAUCUCAUAACAAUUGAAAAGUCUAGAUUAAUUAAAGUCUAAGAGUUGCCAAUUUUAAACUCGUUUCCAUAACCGCACCUUACGAGCCUUUGGUUGAAAAGAUGGAAAUUGAUCAAGAUCAAGUAUUAAAUCGUAUGGCCUGCCUGCUACAGGUUUAAGUAGGUAGGCACUACCAGGUGCGAAUCCGGGGGGUACCAUGGAAGUGUCAAUCUCGAUGGUUUCUGAGAUAUCAUUUUUAUUUGGAUACGCGAGAGUAACGGCUCCCAAAAUUGCAUUAGGACUAUCAUGAAUUUGAAUAUAAGGAUUGGCUUGAUAAGUCGCCUGUUGCCAUUUAACCGACGGCCAUAAUGUAUCAGGUUGAGGGUAACCCGCUAAUUGGA